AGAGCGGAGUGGAGGCCGCCGCCGCGCUUCUUGGGGCCGCCGCGCCGCGGUCGGCGGGCAGGUGGCGGGUGCACCCGCCCGAGUCGCCGGGUUCCGGCCCUUCCAGGGCUGCGCGCGUCCCGGCUCCGGAGGCCGCCUGGCCGGGAGCCCGGUGCCUUUUGUCUGGCGCAGAGCGGGCGUUUGCAUCACGUUUCGGAUACAUCCCUCCGCUUUCCUCCUCUCCAGCUCCUUCCCGCUCACAUCUCCUCCCCACCCCCCGCUGCUGUGCCCCGCCGGACUGCUGGCCUCCGGGACCCCCGCCCGAGGACAUCUCUCUGUCCUGCGAUGGCUCCUCUCCGGAAAGUUGCUACCGCCGGCCGGUGAAACAAAGUCUGACGGGGCCGCCUCCCGGGGCAGGAGCGCACCCGUGCCCAGCCGCUGCUGCCGGGAGUGUCGUUCCUCCUCGGGGGCCCUAAACGAGACCGGCCAUGGCCGAGGGCGCGGCCAGCAGGGAGGGUCUGGUGCCGCUGGACGUCGCCGGGAGCGAAGACGACCCCCGAGCGGGCCCGGACCCUGGCUCCGUGGACGCCGCGGCAGCCGCCGCUGGGGGCCGCCUGAGGGACCGUCGCAGCGGGGUCGCCCUGCCGGGCGCCGCGGGAGCCCCAGCAGACAGCGAGGCAGGACUUCUGGAGGCGGCACGGGCGACCCCCCGGCGCAGCAGCAUCAUCAAGGAUCCUUCGAACCAAAAAUGUGGUGGAAGAAAGAAAACUGUGUCCUUCAGCAGCAUGCCAUCAGAAAAGAAGAUUAGCAGUGCAAACGACUGCAUCAGCUUCAUGCAAGCUGGCUGUGAACUGAAGAAAGUCAGGCCAAAUUCUCGCAUCUACAACCGUUUUUUCACUCUGGACACAGACCUCCAAGCCCUUCGCUGGGAGCCUUCUAAGAAAGACUUGGAGAAAGCUAAGCUUGAUAUUUCUGCCAUAAAAGAGAUCAGACUGGGGAAGAACACGGAAACAUUCAGAAACAAUGGCCUUGCUGACCAGAUUUGUGAGGACUGUGCCUUUUCCAUACUCCAUGGGGAAAACUAUGAGUCUCUGGACUUAGUUGCCAAUUCAGCAGAUGUAGCAAAUAUCUGGGUGUCUGGGUUACGGUACCUGGUUUCUAGAAGUAAGCAACCCCUUGACUUUAUAGAGGGUAACCAGAACACACCAAGGUUUAUGUGGUUGAAAACAGUGUUUGAAGCAGCAGAUGUUGAUGGGAAUGGGAUUAUGUUGGAAGACACCUCUGUAGAGUUAAUAAAACAACUCAACCCUACCCUGAAGGAAUCCAAGAUCAGGUUAAAGUUUAAAGAGAUCCAGAAGAGCAAAGAAAAACUAACUACUCGUGUGACAGAAGAGGAAUUUUGUGAAGCUUUUUGUGAACUUUGCACCAGGCCAGAAGUGUAUUUCUUACUUGUACAGAUAUCUAAGAACAAAGAAUAUUUGGAUGCCAAUGACCUUAUGCUCUUUCUAGAAGCUGAGCAAGGAGUCAGUCAUAUCACUGAGGAUAUGUGCUUAGACAUCAUCAGGCGAUAUGAGCUUUCUGAAGAGGGACGUCAAAAAGGGUUUCUUGCAAUAGAUGGAUUUACCCAGUAUUUAUUGUCACCAGAAUGUGAUAUUUUUGAUCCUGAGCAAAAGAAAGUUUCUCAAGAUAUGACCCAGCCAUUAUCUCACUACUAUAUCAAUGCCUCUCAUAAUACCUAUCUAAUAGAGGACCAGUUCAGGGGACCAGCUGAUAUCAAUGGAUAUGUCAGAGCUUUGAAAAUGGGCUGUCGAAGCAUUGAACUUGAUGUAAGUGAUGGUUCCGAAAAUGAACCAAUUCUUUGUAAUCGAAAUAACAUGGCAGCACAUCUUUCCUUUCGAAGUGUCAUAGAGGUGAUAAAUAAGUUUGCUUUUGUUGCUUCUGAAUACCCACUUAUUCUUUGCUUGGGAAAUCACUGUUCCCUAUCACAGCAGAAGGUGAUGGCUCAACAGAUGAAAAAAGUCUUUGGUGAUAAACUGUAUGGUGAAGCACCUUUGCCCUCAGAAUCCUACCUCCCCUCACCAGAAAAAUUAAAACGAAUGAUCAUUGUGAAAGGAAAGAAAUUGCCUUCUGAUUCAGAUAUGUUAGAAGGAGAAGUAACGGAUGAGGAUGAAGAAGCUGAAAUGUCUCGAAGGAUGUCAGUAGAUUACAAUGGUGAGCAGAAACAAAUCUGGCUCUGCAGGGAGCUCUCUGAUUUGGUAUCUAUUUGUAAAUCUGUUCAGUACAGGGAUUUUGAACUGUCUAUGAAAAGCCAAAACUAUUGGGAAAUCUGUUCAUUUAGUGAAACAGAGGCUAGCCGAAUUGCAAAUGAAUACCCAGAGGAUUUUGUAAAUUAUAAUAAGAAAUUCUUAUCAAGAGUCUAUCCAAGCGCCAUGAGGAUUGAUUCCAGUAACUUGAAUCCACAGGACUUUUGGAAUUGUGGCUGUCAGAUUGUGGCCAUGAAUUUUCAGACUCCGGGUCCGAUGAUGGACCUUCACACUGGCUGGUUUCUUCAGAACGGAGGAUGUGGUUAUGUUCUGAGGCCGUCUAUCAUGCGGGAUGAAGUUUCUUACUUCAGUGCAAACACAAAGGGCAUUGUACCUGGGGUGUCUCCUCUGGCUCUCCACAUCAAGAUCAUCAGUGGUCAGAAUUUCCCAAAACCUAAGGGAGCUUGUGCCAAAGGGGAUGUGAUAGAUCCGUAUGUUUGUGUAGAGAUACAUGGGAUUCCAGCAGACUGCUCAGAACAAAGAACUAAAACUGUACAACAGAACAGUGAUAAUCCUAUUUUUGAUGAAACUUUUGAGUUUCAAGUAAACCUACCUGAGCUGGCCAUGAUCCGUUUUGUUGUUUUGGAUGAUGACUACAUUGGGGAUGAGUUCAUAGGGCAAUAUACAAUACCGUUUGAAUGUCUGCAGCCUGGAUAUCGGCAUGUUCCCCUGCGCUCUUUUGUGGGUGACGUCAUGGAGCAUGUAACCCUCUUUGUCCACAUAGCAAUAACUAAUCGAAGUGGAGGAGGAAAGGCACAGAAGCGCAGCCUUUCAGUGAGAAUGGGGAAGAAAGUUCGGGAAUAUACCAUGCUCAGGAAUAUUGGUCUUAAAACUGUAGAUGACAUCUUUAAAAUAGCAGUUCAUCCCUUACGAGAAGCCAUAGACAUGAGAGAAAAUAUGCAGAACGCGAUAGUGUCCAUUAAGGAGCUGUGUGGACUCCCUCCAAUUGCCAGUCUGAAGCAGUGCCUGUUGACGCUGUCCUCUCGGCUCAUCACCAGCGAUAACACUCCCUCGGUUUGUCUUGUGAUGAAAGAGAGCUUUCCUUACCUGGAGCCACUGGGUGCAAUUCCAGAAGUACAGAAAAAGAUGCUUGCUGCUUAUGAUCUGAUGAUUCAAGAAAGCCGGUUUCUCAUAGAAAUGGCAGACACAGUCCAAGAAAAGAUCGUACAAUGUCAGAAAGCAGGAAUGGAGUUCCACGAAGAACUUCAUAAUUUGGGGGCAAAAGAAGGCUUGAAAGGAAGAAAACUCAACAAAGCAACUGAGAGCUUUGCUUGGAACAUUACAGUACUGAAGGGCCAAGGAGAUCUAUUGAAGAAUGCCAAGAAUGAAGCUAUAGAAAACAUGAAGCAGAUUCAGCUGGCGUGCCAGUCCUGUGGACUGAGUAAAGGCCCCAGCACUGGGGCUGAGACCAAAAGCAAGCGUAGCCUGGAAGCGAUUGAGGAGAAGGAAAGUGGCGACGAGAAUGGAAAGCUGUGACCCUGGGCAGUGUUGGCACAUUUACCCAUCCUCUUGUUGAGGACUCUGGUUUCUCAGUCUUGUUUUCUUUCUUUAAAUUUUUUAGAAACUCACAUAAAGAUGCUCUGUAUGGAGUAUUGGACAUAAACAGAUAUUUUCACAAUGUCAGUAUUUUAAUGCAGUUAAUUUAUCUAAGUUAAAACCUUUAUUAGCAGUAUUUUCAAUUCUUAGAUGUAUGUAAGUGUGUAUACACUUGUGUGAAUUGUGGAAGUGUGUGUGUGUGUGUGUGUGUGUGAGAGAGAGUGAGAGAGAGAGAGAGAGAUCCUGUUAAAAUCUAUUCUGUGUUGCAUUAUUCAUUUAGUAAGUUAUUCCUUUAUAUUAUCUUUUUGGAAAAACUUUGUUAAUCUGAAAUUCUAAAGAGCACUUAAUGUAAUCUGUUGCUGUGUUUAAUUUUACUUCUCUGCCUUUGUCCUUUAAUUUAGAGAUCUUAGCAUAGCAUAUUAUUGAAGGAAGUCAAAUUUAUCAAAGCAUAGAUGUUUUGAUAGAUUAGAUAUAGAUUAGAAAAAUUUCUAAGAAUCACAGUAGAAAUAAAAGUAACUAAAAGAUGAAACAAAUGAUCAGAAUUUCUGGAAACAUUGGUGAAGUCAUUUCUUCAGUGACCUCUUUUAAAUAUUUAUUCUAAAAAAUCAAUUUUUAGGAAGUUUUCUGGAGCCAUUUACCAAAUAUGAUUUUAGUGGAAAAGCUGAUCACAAAUAAAUGUGUGCCCACUCUAUGUAGUACUCUGACACAAACUGAAAACUCUGUAUCAGUAGGAUUUUGAUAUAACAACGAUAUUCAAAUUAUGUGAUUUCAAGAUUUGUAGGAGGGCCUUAUUUUCCCAAACUGGGAUCCUAGCAUUCAUUUUCUACAAAAGACAGGUGAAGCUAAAAGGUUUUGGAUUGGAUUGGAUUGGAUAUAAUUUAGUGGACUAAAUUGAAAUUUAAAUAAGACAUAUUGAAACAACACCAUAACAUCAUGUUGAGCUGGUAUAUAUAAAUUUUGUGGGUCAGAUAACAUCUUAAUGAUGAUUUGUAACCUAAUUGUGUGAUAUAAUUUUAACACAUACAGGAAAAUGCUCAUCAAGUGAAGUAGAUUACUAACUAGGGUAUGUUUAUAAUUACAUCUAGAUAAUUUUUUACCCUAAUGUCUUCAUAAAGUACUUGAGUGUAAUGUUUGUUACCUCCAACAGAACUAAAUGUUCUAUGGUUAUAAAGAAUAUAUUUAUUUAAAACAUUGCUUUUAUUUUGAAAAGCUUCAUAAUUAAUUUUAUUAACAAAUAUACUAAUUUGGGAGAAUGUAGAGAAGAUAAAUGUAGAAAUUUUGCAAAUAUAAACAUCUUCUAUAGCUACUGUGUUAAGUUAUUUCUGACUUCUUAACACUAUCAUGUUCAUGUUGCACAUUACUGAAAGAGUAAAAAUAUGAAAAAACA
Oryctolagus cuniculus (rabbit) is the source of this 5205-nucleotide messenger RNA. RefSeq names its product phospholipase C like 1 (inactive) (gene PLCL1). The record is from RefSeq and is a predicted model, not a curated record. Gene Ontology annotation, biological process: phosphatidylinositol-mediated signaling; gamma-aminobutyric acid signaling pathway; regulation of synaptic transmission, GABAergic. NCBI's taxonomy places the organism in Eukaryota, Metazoa, Chordata, Mammalia, Lagomorpha, Leporidae. Gene Ontology annotation, molecular function: phosphatidylinositol-4,5-bisphosphate phospholipase C activity.